CAGCUUCGCCCUAGUUUUCUUUUCUUAGUAGCUUGCUAUUUUUUCUUGUUUUCUUCAGUAAACUCUUUGAAUUGCAACAGUUCUCAACCACGUCAUGGCCUUCGUAGAGAUUUGGCUUACAUCUUUUGACCAACCUAACCUUUUUUCAACUUUGGCUAUAAUAAUACUGAGAAAUCCUGACUCUUCUCUCCAUAUCUUUUAAUUUUAUAUAUAUGUGCAUUCCAACUUAGUCCAGUCUGUGUCCUUCUCUCUUUCAUUAAUUCUUAAACAAAGAGAUUUAUCUUGGGAAGAUCAGACAGAUAUGGCAAGUUCAAACAGCAGUAGUGCCAUAACUUUGGAGACAACACCAACAUGGGCUGUUGCUGUUGUGUGUUUCAUUUUGAUUACUAUUUCCAUUCUUAUUGAACAUGCCCUUCAUGUCUUAGCUAAGUACUUCAACAAGAAGAGGAGGAAGUCUUUGAUUCAAGCUAUAGACAACGUCAAAUCAGAGUUGAUGCUUUUGGGAUUCAUCUCCUUGUUGCUGACUGUUCUCCAAAAGCCUAUUGCCAAAAUUUGUAUCCCUAAAGGUGCUGCUGAUACUUUUCUUCCUUGCCAAAGCUUGACAAUUGAUGAUGAGCAGGAGGAACCAAAAUGUGAACAACAGGGAAAGAAAUCUUUGAUGUCUGAAGCAGGUGUCCAGCAGCUCCAGCUCUUAAUAUUUGCUCUGGCUUUCUUCCAUAUUCUUUCUUGUUUCCUCACCUUCAGUCUUGGAACGCUUAAGAUGAGAAGAUGGAAACUUUGGGAGGCAGAAACAAGAACCUUAGAUUAUCAAUUUUCAUAUGGUAAGCUGUUACAUAAUUCAUGUCGCGCACAUUUUGCUGAAGGAACAGAGUUUGAUUUCCAGAAGUAUAUAAGAAGAGCUUUAGAUAAAGAUUUUAAAGUGGUGGUGGGAAUUAGCCCGUGGAUUUGGACAUUCUCAGUACUCUUCAUAUUCUUCAAUGCAUAUGUGUUCCACAGCACCUAUUGGCUUCCUUUCAUUCCUUUAGUGAUGUUGCUGCUGGUAGGAACAAAGCUACAGGGCAUUAUCACAAAAAUGUGCUUAGACAGCAAUUAUAAGUCAAGUGUUGUUAGAGGAAACUUAAUGGCUAGACCUGAUGAUCAAUUCUUUUGGUUUGGGAAACCCAAAUUGCUUCUCCAUCUCAUGCACUUCUGGCCUAUCAUCCUCUUUCAGAACUCGUUUCAGUUGGCAUUCUUUACAUGGACCACGUACAAAUAUGGGCUAAAUUCUUGCUUCCACCGAAAAACAGUAGACAUUGCCACAAGGCUUGUCAUGGGAGUGUUGGUUUAUUUCCUCUGUGGAUAUGUCACAUUACCUUUAUAUGCUCUCGUCACUCAGAUGGGAACCAAAAUAACAAAUAGUGUUUUGACUGAUGGAAUGAUAAGAGGGCUAAGAAGAUGGCAAGCAAAAGCAAAGAAGAAGUUGGCUAUAAGGAACAAUUACUUGACACAACAUUCUUUGGAUGUUUCUCCAUCAUUGUUUGGUAGUCCUGAUAAUUCAUUGUCUUUAGAUAUUUCACCAUCUUUUAGAACUUCUCUGGAUGGUUCCGCAUUAACCGAAACUGUAAAUGAUGAAGACAUUGUAGCUGAGAGACAACUUCAGCAGCACAGAAAGCUAGGAUCUUUUAAUGGUUUUCAGUCAAGUAAAUUUAGCGAACAACACUAGAUUAUUGGUAUUUUUUCGAGAGAUGGACAUAGGCGAACUUAGGAUCUACAGUCAAUGUGUUCGGUUUUAUUACUUGUAUGCAUUUUUAAUUUGAAAUGUAGUUCUUCAGGGCAUUACAUUUGAAAAUUAUUGAGGAAGAUGAAAAUUUAGAUAUGUGCGA
Messenger RNA from Lycium barbarum (goji berry), 1862 nucleotides. Its product is annotated as MLO-like protein 12. The coding region runs from base 302 to 1702 and encodes 466 amino acids. The record is from RefSeq and is a predicted model, not a curated record. Gene Ontology annotation, cellular component: membrane. NCBI's taxonomy places the organism in Eukaryota, Viridiplantae, Streptophyta, Magnoliopsida, Solanales, Solanaceae. Gene Ontology annotation, biological process: defense response. The transcript has 13 exons.